AAAUCACAUUCUGUCAAGCUCUCGGAUAUUAAUGAUGUUUUGUCAUCUUAUUGCAGAGAGAAGGGCCUCGUCUUGAUCAACUACGCCACCGGGUGUAUCUUCGAGUACGAUUCUGGCCACCCCCUUGGCUCCGGCGUCGGGUUUAAGGAGGAGGACACUCCUAACUUCGUCGGAUCGUUCUAUUCCAAGACCGAGGCCAUGGUGGAAGAACUUCUCAAGAACUAUGAGAAUGUCUAUACAUUGCGCGUCAGAAUGCCCAUCUCGUCGGACUUGUCCAACCCUCGGAACUUCAUUACAAAGAUCACUAGGUAUGAGAAGGUAGUGAACAUACCAAACUCAAUGACAAUCUUGGAUGAACUACUCCCAAUCUCCAUUGAAAUGGGAAAGAGAAAUCUCACUGGAAUAUGGAACUUCACAAAUCCUGGCGCGGUCAGCCACAAUGAGAUAUUAGAGAUGUAUAGGGAAUACAUUGACACCAACUUCACAUGGAAGAACUUUAAUCUUGAGGAGCAGGCAAAGGUGAUCAUUGCCCCAAGGAGCAACAAUGAGCUCGAUGCCUCCAAAUUGAAGGCAGAAUUCCCUGAACUCUUAUCCAUCAAGGAGUCACUCAUUAAGUACGUAUUCAAGCCAAAUCAGAAGACUGCUGGAGCCUAGUAGUUUUAUGCUCCAACUUUACUUAUUGAGAUUUGCUUUAUUUUGUGCUUGCGGGAUGAUGUGAUUUAUCCACCAUAUGGGUUCCCCCUUCUUCCCAUUUGACAUACACGAUUGCCCUAUUGGUAUUUGAAUGUUGUAUUUGUAAUUUGACGAUGAAUAAAUUAGUUGGAACUGUUCUUUUGAGUUGCAA
Messenger RNA from Carya illinoinensis, 844 nucleotides. Its product is annotated as bifunctional dTDP-4-dehydrorhamnose 3,5-epimerase/dTDP-4-dehydrorhamnose reductase-like. Gene Ontology annotation, molecular function: methionine adenosyltransferase regulator activity. The annotation marks the transcript as partial. Gene Ontology annotation, biological process: S-adenosylmethionine biosynthetic process. The transcript is spliced from 2 exons. Gene Ontology annotation, cellular component: methionine adenosyltransferase complex. The record is from RefSeq and is a predicted model, not a curated record. Lineage: Eukaryota; Viridiplantae; Streptophyta; Magnoliopsida; Fagales; Juglandaceae.